AUGCCUCGAAUUCCAAGGCCACAGUUUUCUAUCCGGACGCAUCUCUGUGGUCCCGAAAAGAGUCCGGAGAGAGACAAAUUUCUCAGACUCGUCAAGCAUAUCGAUAUUAAUCCUCGAAUCUCCCAACUCCUCGAAAAGCCUACGUGGUCUGUGGCCUCGUUGAUGCCUCCUCUUCGCGCAAAGGCCGAGGACAACUCUGAGAUCACGCGCGAGAAAUUACAUCACCUCCUACGUCUUUCUGCGCUCCCUCUACCAACCAAUGAAGAAGAAGAGUCGAGCAUGCUGGACACCCUCCGCCAGCAAAUUCACUUCGUCAAGGAGAUCCAGAAGGUAGACACAACAGGAGUUGAACCUUUGGUGGCCAUCCGUGACGAGACCGAAGAGGCGAAAUCCGAGCGCCGGAUUACGAAAGAGUCUCUGAGUGAGUUCCUAGCUCUUGAGGAGGAACGCGGUAAGAACGGCACAAUACGCAGAAAGAAGGAUAUAGAGCCUUCGAGAGUCGUUUAUCAAAAUGCAAAACCAUGGCAGCCUGAGAAAGCGGACGACCGGCUUGAGAAUCCUUUCCGACUGAGCGAUGAUCCUAAGCACGAAUUGGACAAGAAAAGAGGACAGUAUUUCGUCGUGAGAAAGAGUAGAAAGGACACCGGACAAACAGGCUGA
Molecule: messenger RNA, 660 nt
Organism: Exophiala xenobiotica
Lineage: Eukaryota; Fungi; Ascomycota; Eurotiomycetes; Chaetothyriales; Herpotrichiellaceae
Product: aspartyl/glutamyl-tRNA(Asn/Gln) amidotransferase, C subunit
Exons: 1
Coding region: 1-660 (219 amino acids)
Biological process (GO): regulation of translational fidelity; glutaminyl-tRNAGln biosynthesis via transamidation
Molecular function (GO): glutaminyl-tRNA synthase (glutamine-hydrolyzing) activity
Source: RefSeq, a predicted model, not a curated record